GGGGGAAGUACAUUUAAAAAGGUUUAAUGUAAUAAUAUAAUAAUAAUAUGUUGAAUAUGAUUUUUAUUUUAUAAAUUAUGGACUGUGGUGAUUGUCACCUUGACCAGCAGGAGACCACUAAGCAAGACUCCAAGACACUAGAGGGCGCUGUGGUGAAAGCGAUUAUUUAUGCCUCAGAGAAGGCAAGAUGGCGGAGUCUGAAGAGCCAAAAGCGGGUCCUUGCACUUUUCUGUUCAAAAAAUCUACUAAGAAAUUCUCCGGACGAAAGAGAAAAGCAAGCGACAGCGACAAAGAUGGCAACAGUGAUGAGGACAAGAGCUCUGUGGUCAGAAAAGGAAAGAAGGACACUCGAGUCAACCCCAUGAUUCAAAGGACAAAGAAGGUGGAAAGAGAUGACGAAUCGUCCAGUGAAAAUGAAGGCGACAGAAAUGAGGAGAAGAAGAUCACUGUUGCAUAUAAGUCCACACGGUCAGCAAAACCAGAGGGACCUGAGGACAUGGGUGCAACUGCUACAUAUGAGCUGGACACAGAGAGAGACAACGACGCUCAGGCGAUCUUUGAGAGGAGUCAGAAAAUCCAGGAGGAGCUGACGGGUAAAGAGGACGACAAAAUCUACCGCGGCAUCAAUAACUACCAAAAAUUCAUCAAGCCCAAAGAUACCACAAUGGGUAAUGCCUCCUCUGGCAUGGUCAGGAAAGGACCAAUCCGAGCUCCUGAACACCUGAGAGCCACAGUCAGGUGGGACUACCAGCCAGACAUCUGCAAAGACUAUAAGGAGACGGGUUUUUGCGGUUUUGGAGACAGCUGCAAGUUUCUCCACGACAGAUCAGACUACAAACAUGGCUGGCAGAUAGAGCGGGAACUGGAAGAGGGCAGAUAUGGAGCCAAUGAUGAGGAGAACUACGAGGUGAGCAGUGACGAUGAGGAUUUGCCCUUUAAAUGCUUCAUCUGCAGGGAGUCAUUUAAGAAUCCCAUCAUCACAAAGUGUAAGCACUACUUUUGCGAGGUCUGUGCUCUUCAGCAUUACCGCAAGUCCAAGCGUUGCUAUGUCUGCAACACUCAAACCAACGGUGUAUUCAACCCUGCGAAAGAGUUGAUGGCCAAGAUGGAAAAACGCAAUGCAGCACUAGACCAGCCACCAUCAGAUGAGGAAGAUUAGAAACAUCUGAAAUAUUGCCCUUAUGUGUUUGUCAGUGUAAAUUUUGAAUAAAAAUACUUUUUUUUUUUU
Messenger RNA from Etheostoma cragini (Arkansas darter), 1228 nucleotides. RefSeq names its product ring finger protein 113A (gene rnf113a). Gene Ontology annotation, cellular component: U2-type spliceosomal complex. Gene Ontology annotation, molecular function: metal ion binding. Bases 188 to 1159 code for a protein of 323 amino acids. The transcript is spliced from 10 exons. The record is from RefSeq and is a predicted model, not a curated record. NCBI's taxonomy places the organism in Eukaryota, Metazoa, Chordata, Actinopteri, Perciformes, Percidae. Gene Ontology annotation, biological process: snoRNA splicing.